AGCCUUUCGGGUUGGUUCGGGGCGAGGGUAACACGUCGACAGAGAGCACUGCGGAAAAAGUAAAGUGUGAAGGGAAAAGGAGAAGGAAACACAAAGUGACACGAAGAAGGGAAAAUAAAGGGUGAGCAUACGAGGAGAAAGUGAAAGAAAAGCGAAAAGAAGACAGGAACGAGAGAGAGAUACAAAUAAGAAGAACUAGAAGAGAAGAGGUUAGGAAGUCCGAAGCGCGGCAAACAAAGUAAGGUAGGGAAACGAGAGAUGGCGACAAACAGAGGAAGACCAAGAGUAAAGCGGGAGAUAAGGCAGAUUUUAAAAAUACACUGGAUAAAUACAGCUUGUCAGAAAAAGAAACAACAAACAGGGAGAGAGGAAUGGAGGUAAUGAUGGAACAAAUGGAGAAAAUGGAAAGAGGAUUCGAGGCAAUGAUAAAGGAAAUAAAAAGUAUAAGACUUAUAGAAUAGUUGCUUAUAAUACUAGUUCAAGAAAUUAAUAUGAAUAACAUUAAACAUCUUGAUAUCAUAAUUUAUUGUUAUAAAACAAGUCAAUAUUUCGAAUAUUUUUUAUCUUUGUAUACAGUAUUUAAAAUAAGCAGUUUUUAUUAAAUGAAGCGUAUUGACAAACUUUUUUACAGGAUGUAAAAGAAGUGACAGCAAAAAGAAGUGCGGAAAGAGCAAAAGGAUUCAUCCAAGAAUGUGAUGCGUGAAGUACGCAUUCGUAAACUUUGUUUAAACAUCUGUGUCGGUGAAUCUGGUGAUAGAAUCAUUCGUGCUGCAAAGGUGUUGGAACAAUUAACUGGACAACAACCUGUUUUUUCUAAAGCAAGGUACACUGUGCGUUAUCGCCGUAAUGAAAAAAUUGCAGUAUAUCGUACGGUAGGAGGUGUUAAAGCAGAGGAAAUUCUUGAACAUGGAUUGAAGGUACGGGAAUAUGAAUUGAAAAAAGAACAUUUCUCUGGCACUGGAAACUUCGGUUUUGGUAUUCAAGAACACAUUGACUUAGGAAUUAAAUAUGACCCCAACAUUGGUAUUUAUGGCUUGGAUUUCUAUGUCGUACUUGGACCACCAGGUUAGUUUAUUACCAUUUGAUAUUCUAUAAUAAAUCAAUAUAUUAAAUAUAUGCACAUCUGGCAUAAUAGUUACUACUAUAUUCAAGUUGUAUCUAUAUUUAUACAAUAUGUGCUAGAAUAUAGGUUUCAUAUUUGCAACU
This is a messenger RNA of Bombus impatiens (common eastern bumble bee), 1206 nucleotides long. RefSeq names its product 60S ribosomal protein L11. Lineage: Eukaryota; Metazoa; Arthropoda; Insecta; Hymenoptera; Apidae. Gene Ontology annotation, biological process: translation. Gene Ontology annotation, molecular function: RNA binding; structural constituent of ribosome. Gene Ontology annotation, cellular component: cytosolic large ribosomal subunit; ribosome. The record is from RefSeq and is a predicted model, not a curated record.